AUGAUGACCACCACAACCAUAGCCUCCAUGGACAUGGAGCUUCUGCUGAGAGAUGAAGUUUUUGUCGACUUUUUCAACACAUUUCUGAAUCUUCCUGUUUUUGGCCAGACACCCAUUUACAACCACAACACGGGCCAGUGGGACCUCUGGCCAGAGCUGCCAAGCUGCAUGGAUCUCAGCCUCCCAGCUUUACUGGCUUGGCUGACAAAGCACCGCCUGCCUCACUUCUGCAAAUCCAGCUUAUGCCUCCACCUCAUCCUCUGCCAGAAGCUCCUAGGUUUCAUUCGGUCACAAGAAGCAGCAAAGUUGCUGAACUGGCAAAGCGCUGACCAGUGGCUGCUGGAGAAGUUCAUCAGCGGCAGCCAGGGCAUGCAGCUCUUUCGGGUCUUCAUCCGAGGAAUGGCAGGGGAAGAACUGAUUGACUUCUGGCUCAUCACUGAAAGGCUCCUGGGGCUUGACGAAUCAGAUGCGGAGCAGAGGGACCUCUACCUGUCCUUAUUCCACAGACUGAAAGCCACUCACCUACGUGAAGGCUCCACAGUCAUCACUCUCUGCAGGAUCACUGAUUGGCCACUGCUGAAAGCCAGGCAUGUUCAAUCCAUCAGCACCAGGAGGGAGAUCCUAAGAAAGAUGCAGGAACAGGCCCUCUUUAUGAUUCAGAGUUACUGGCUCCCUAAAUUCUUUAUCCACUACAAGAAGAGCAUGAAGAAAGAGAAAUCGUGCCAGCCCCUACUGCAGGAAUAUCAGAAACGUUUAUUAGGGGACAACUUUCAGGAGCCCUCAGGCUUUUCGGAGAAUUGCUUAACGAUGCGUGUUAGAAAAAGCCAGGGUUUGUCACGGUCCUACUGCAGUAAGAAGGCCAAAGAGGAGAUCUGGUCUCUGGUCCAGGAGGGAAGAGACACUCAAGAAAUGAUGAUGGCCCAUUUUCAAGUGCAACCAGAAAGGCAGCCAAGGCCAGCUGGGAGCUCAAAGGAAUCGCGUCUGGGUGAGGAAUCUUGGAGACUGAUUCCACAGCAGUCAGUGUAUCCUGCAAGCACUGUCUUUGGAGGCAAAGGAGAAGCAACCUCUCCCAGAAGUACUAGACCCUUUGUCCAGCUGCCAUAUCUGAAAAAGCCAGUCAAGGCCUCCAGUUUACUCCCCUGGGCCCUUAGUGCUGAGAGCUGUGCAGGACGUCCCUUCCGGAACUUCCUGAAGCACCAAGACCGGUCUGUGGAGAUUCAUCUCCUGGAUCUGUGGCAUGACCUGGAAGAGUUUCAGCCUGUGGUGCUGGACACCAGAAAAAAAAACAGUUUCUUUCUGCGUCAUUUGAUGGGCGAGGAGAUAUGCAAGAGCUACCUGGAGGAGGGCACCAUUCAGCAGCUUCCCCUGGAGACCAGAACUCUCAGGAGCUUGCGGGAUGACCUGAUGUCUGGCGAAUUCUCCCCCUGGAUAUUCAGAGCCCAAAAUGAGAUUUGCAAGGUGCUCUUCUGCGUCUAUGAAGAAUUUCUAGCCGACGAUGACAAGACGUUCCUCCAGUAUAUGUCUCCCCAGAGCGAUGUCCUGAUGCCAGAGAUGAAAGGCCAUGUGGUUGGGAAAGAUGAAUUCUUCCUCGUCUCCCAGCGGAUAAACCAGUCCUUGAAGCUGAGCCAGGCCUUGCACGGCACAAGGAACUUGGAAGAUUUCUCUUUAAAGCAGCGGCUAUUAGUUGUCUCUUGGGAUGUCCAGAAAGGGGGCUUAAUUAAGGCAGAUCAUGAAUCUCUCCUGCACAGGACCGACUCUGAGAAGAUGGUAUCAAAUGAGCUGGCUGAUCAGAAGCCCUCGACGGCUGAUCAGAAGCCCGAUCAGAAGCCCUCUCCAGCUGACCAGAAGCCCUCGACGGCUGAUCAGAAGCCCUCGAGAGCCGUGGAUAAACCAAGCAAAGGAAAAAAGCUUCCACUUCUCAAAAGCUCGUCAUUUGUUCAAUGGCAAAACACACAAGGCAUGCUGUGCUCCACCAGUACCUUUAAUGGCUCACGUCCUUCACGGAUCCCACACACUGCUCAUCUACAUGUUUCUAGCUCUUCUUCAGGUGUCUCUCUCUUGUUGGGGAAACAAUCACAAAGGUUCUGGCUAUUUUCCAGGUCACUGGUGGCACAGAGAUCACAUCUUCUGGUGUCUCCUCCUCUCUACAGGCACUUUGUGAAAGUACUGCACAACCCUGCUCACCUCCAGUCCUUCAAGCGGUUCCUCAAGGAGCACAAAGCAGAUCAACCACUGCAUUUCUGGAUGGCUGUGGAGAGGCUAGUCUCGGAAACCAACCCCAAAAAGAAAAGCUCCCUCAUUGACAGAAUUGUCAGCAAUUAUUUCCAUGCUAGAAUCCCAGCUGAGGAGCAGCUGGAUUGCCACAAUUCAAUCAUCAAAGAAAUAAGCAAGGCUCAAGCAGUCAGCCGCUGCAUGUUGAUGACAGCACAGGUCUUCGUCCAGAAAGCAAUGGAAAAACGAUGGUUUAAAGAAUACCAGGAUCUGUUCCCUCCUAGUGAAACAGCCAAGUCUAACCUCCGUUUGCAACAUGAGAUGAGGAAAUUUGUGACGGAGAAGGUGCGGAGAGCCUGGUGCACCAUUCGCAGCAUCGUCAGGAGCAUCUGCAAGUUCCACAGGGAGAUGGGCAACAGCAAAUUCCGUUUAGAGUUCGAGAGCUUUCUCUGGCAGGAAGUAGGAAACAAGGAGGAAAACUUGCCCAUUGGCUUGAAGCAGAGCGGCGGCAGCAGCAGUUCCCGUUCCCACGAGACCUCUGCCAGCACCUCACAGGAUGAGGAAUUGGGGCUAGUGAAACGCUACCUGUUUAACAAUCAGCUCAUCACUGUGAACUUCCUCAUCAACGAUUUCCGCUUUUAUCAGGAGAUUUACAAGUUUUGCAGGAUGGCUGAUUCAGCUGAAGCUCUGGCAGCCCACAGCAAGCACUCAGAAAAGGAAGUUGCUUUUCUCAAAAAGAAAGUUGCCAUCAUCAGCAGAAUCUACCUGAACUCUGAUAUUCCCCCUAAACUGCGGGUAAACAUCUCUAAAGAAGAGAGGGAUUUAAUCCGGAUUUUAUCUGCCAAGAAGCUAUUGAACCGCAUGCUCUACCACAGAGCCAAGGUCAUCAUCUUCCCUAUCCUGAUGCACUUCUGGAGAAGGUUCUGCACCUGGAAGGUGAUGAGGAGCUUUCGGGUCCCCAGGAAGGACAAGGUUACACUCUCUUUGCCCAGUACAGAUAUUUCCUCCAAAUCAUCUGCCGUCUACAGUCCAGGUGAUUACACUAUCAUUUCCUUCACGCUCCAAAGAGGAAUACGGAUCCUGCUGCCACGGCCUCAGAAGAAAACAGAGCCACUGAAGAAGCCAAAUGGCACUGGGGAAGUACAGUCCUACAAGGAAGAAAACAGUCCUCCAAAACUACCAUCCACACUGAGCGGAACAUGAAUGUUCUCCAGAAAAGCCGAGCAGCCCGGGCACACUGCAUAGUUUGCACUUAAUCAGCAGCAAGACCUAAAAAUAAAGCA
This is a messenger RNA of Cuculus canorus (common cuckoo), 3494 nucleotides long. It is a transcript of the gene RGSL1, whose product is annotated as regulator of G protein signaling like 1. NCBI's taxonomy places the organism in Eukaryota, Metazoa, Chordata, Aves, Cuculiformes, Cuculidae. The record is from RefSeq and is a predicted model, not a curated record.